Molecule: messenger RNA, 3428 nt
Organism: Rana temporaria (common frog)
Lineage: Eukaryota; Metazoa; Chordata; Amphibia; Anura; Ranidae
Product: zinc finger protein 345-like
Exons: 6
Coding region: 40-2688 (882 amino acids)
Source: RefSeq, a predicted model, not a curated record
GUGAAAGACAUCAAAGUUGAGGUUAAAGAGAAAGAAGAGAUGUUGGUGAGUGGAGAUCAGCAGUCUAUGGAGGAGGGUUGUCCUCUGCAUUCCCAGAAUUCUACACGGGAAGAUGCCAACUAUACAGAUAAUAAUCAGGGUGAAGAAUUGAAAGACAUCAAAGUUGAGGAUAAAGAAGAAGAAGAAGAAGAGAUGUUGGUGAGUGGAGAUCAGCAGUCUAUGGAGGAGGGUUGUCCUCUGCAUUCCCAGAAUUCUACACGGGAAGAUGCCAACUAUACAGAUAAUAAUCAGGGUGAAGAAGUGAAAGACAUCAAAGUUGAGGUUAAAGAGAAAGAAGAGAGGUUGGUGAGUGGAGAUCAGCAGAUUAUGGAGGAGGGUUGUCCUUUGCAUUCCCCGAACUCUACACGGGAAGAUGUUAACUAUACAGAUAAUAAUCAGAAUGAAGAACGGAAAGACAUCCAAGCUGAGAAUAAAGAGGAAGAAGAGAUGUCGAUAAGUGGAGGUCCUCUGUAUUCCCGGGAUUCCACACAGGAAGGUCACACCAUCCCCCACCAUCAUCAGGAUGAAGAAGUGAAAGAUAUCAAAGCUGAGAUUAAAGAGGAAGAAGAAGAGAGGUUGGUGAGUGGAGAUCAGCAGUCUAUGGAGGAGGGGGAGAUGAUUAUGGAAAGUAAACAGGAGGAAUCUUCUCUACAUAUCGACACAACAGAUGGACGGUGUUUCUGGAAUAUAAAUACAUCGGAGGGACAUCUUAUUAUAUCUCCAGAUUGUAAGGCAGAAGAUACCGACAUUCCACAAUAUUCUCCCAAAGUCACCUCUGAUUGGUUGGUUAGAUCAUCAGAUCCUUCCAAUCCUGAGGAACCUUCUGAUAAAUCCCAUACUAUGACAUCAGAUGUCCUUCCAAGUUCUCACAGUGCUGAAAGAUCACCAGAUCCAUCCAAUCCCCAGACAUCUUCUUCAAGCCAUAAGAAGUUUCACACAGGAGAGCGUUCAUUGUCAUGUUCAGAGUGCGGGAAAUCUUUCACUAAAAACAAAAACCUUCUUGCGCACCAGAGAAUUCACACAGGUGAGCGGCCCCAUUCAUGUUCAGAGUGCGGGAAAAGUUUUAGUGAGAAAAGACAACUUGAUGUACACCAGAGAGAUCACACAGGUGAGCAUCCAUUUUCAUGUGCAGAGUGCGGGAAAAAUUUCUCUCACAAAGCUCAGUUUAAGGAACACCAGAGAACUCACACAGGUGAGCGUCCUUAUUCAUGUUCAGAGUGCGGGAAAAGUUUCUCUCACAAAAAUGCCCUUGUUGAACACCAGAGAAUUCACACAGGUGAGCGCCCUUAUUCGUGUUCAGAGUGCGGGAAUUCUUUCAGCAGACAAUUAACACUUUUGAGACACCAGAGUGUUCACACGGGCGUGCGUCCUUAUUCGUGUUCAGAGUGCGGGAAAUCUUUCACCAGACAAAGAACACUUUUGGAACACCAGAAUCUUCACACAGGUGAGCGUCCUUAUUCGUGUUCAGAGUGCGAGACAAGUUUCAUUUACAAAUCAGCCCUAGUUUACCAUCAGAAAAGUCACACGGAUAUACGUCCUCAUUCAUGCUCAGAGUGCGGGAAAUCUUUCGCCACAAAAGGAGUACUUUUUACACACCAGAAACUUCACACAGGAGAAUGCCCUUAUUCAUGUUCGGAGUGCAGGAAAUCUUUCAUCACAAAAGGAGCACUUUUUACACACCAGAAACUUCACACAGGAGAGCGCCCUUAUUCAUGCUCAGAGUGCGGGAAAUCUUUCACUCGGAAAGGAGACCUUGAUCAACACAAUAAAGUUCACACAGGAGAGCGCCCUUAUUCAUGCUCAGAGUGCGGGAAAUCUUUCACUCGGAAAGGAGACCUUGAUCAACACAAUAGAGUUCACACAGGAGAGCGCCCUUAUUCAUGUUCAGAGUGCGGGAAAUCUUUCACCCAAAAAGGAUCACUUUUUCAACACCAGAAACUUCACACAGGAGAACGCCUUUAUUCAUGUACAGAGUGCGGGAAAUCUUUCACCACAAAAGGAGCACUUUUUACACACCAGAAACUUCACACAGGAGAGCGCCCUUAUUCAUGCUCAGAGUGCGGGAAAUCUUUCACUUGGAAAGGACACUUUAAUCAACACAAUAGAGUUCACACAGGAGAGCGCCCUUAUUUGUGCUCAGAGUGCGGGAAAUCUUUCACUCGGAAAGGAGACCUUGAUGAUCACAAUAGAGUUCACACAGGAGAGCGCCCUUAUUCAUGUUCAGAGUGCGGGAAAUCUUUCACCCAAAAAGGAUCACUUUUUAUACACCAGAAACUUCACACAGGAGAACGCCUUUAUUCAUGUACAGAGUGUGGGAAAUCUUUCACCACAAAAGGAGCACUUUUUAUACACCAGAAACUUCACACAGGAGAGCGCCCUUAUUCAUGCUCAGAGUGCGGGAAAUCUUUCACUCGGAAAAGAGACCUUGAUCAACACAAUAGAGUUCACACAGGAGAGCGCCCUUAUUCAUGUUCAGAGUGCGGGAAAUCUUUCACCCAAAAAGGAUCACUUUUUCAACACCAGAAACUUCACACAGGAGAACGCCCUUAUUCAUGUACAGAGUGCAGGAAAUCUUACACCACAAAAGGAGCACUUAAUAAACACCAGAAACUUCACACAGGAGAGCGCCCUUAUUCAUCUUCAAAGUGAGGGAAACCUUUCAAUGCAGAGAAUGACCUUCGUAGAUGUCCUAGAAUUCACACCAGUCAGCGUCCUCAUUUAUGUUCAGCGUGUGGGAAAUGUUUCAAUCGCAAAAUAAACAACUUGUUGAACACCAGAAAAACUUCAUACUACUGAGUGUCCCUUUCCUUGUUGAGAGAGUGCGGCAAAUGUUUCCUUCAAAAAGAAAGACUUAUUAUACACCAGAUAAUACACACAGGUGAACACUCUUAUUCAUGUUCAAUGUGUGGGAAAUGUUUAAUUAGGAAAGAACAUCUCCUUAUACAACAGAAAAUUAUCACAGGUGAGUGCGGGAAAUGCUUCACUUUUUGAAUAUCCGAGAAUUUACACGGGUGAGCAUCCUUAUCCAUGUUUACAGUGCGGCAAAUCCUUCAUUCUUAAAAGAGACCUUGUUAUACACCAGAGAAUUCACACGGGGGAGGGUCUUUAUUCAUGUUCAGAGUGCGGGAAAUCUUUGAGAAAAUGGAACUUGUGAGAAAACAGAGAAAGCACACAGAUGAGCACCCUUACUCAUGUUUAGCGUGCGGUAAAUGUUUCAUUCACAAAGAGGAACUUGUUAGACAACAGAAAAUUCAUACAGGUGAAUACUCUGAUGAUGGGACAUAACAAGGGAAUACAUGUUACCCCCACGAGCCUCAGAUUCUCCUAGGGAGGGGGUCAGAUAGAGACAAGGGGUGUAUAAUGCCCAUCACAGUACAUCGGGGGUAUAA